CAUAUUCAUUAUUUUUCAUUACCCUUAUAUCUUAACAUAAAAGAUGGCUUCUGCAGUUGAACAAUUCAAAAUUCAUUUUCUUUCUGGAGCUACCGGACUCUCACUUUCAUAUGCUUGUAUGCAUCCGAUCGACACAAUUAAAACACGUAUCCAAGCAGAUCCUAGCGGUAACUGGCGACAAGUGGUAUUUUCCAAAUCAACACUUCACAGCCUCGGCAAAGGAUUCUUUGUAUCCGCUCUUGGUGCUGCUGGACAAGGCGGUGCUCGAUUUAGUACUUACGAAUUCUGCAAGUCAAAAAUGUUGCCCAAAGAAAAGAAUGCCUUGACAAUUCCAGUCACAGCUCUGUCUGCAGUACUCGGGGAUUUAGCAUCUAGUGUAAUUAAGGUGCCUAGAGAAGUGAUUACAGCAAAACUUCAAAUCGAUCACUACAAAGCCAAUGCACAAGGUAUUCAACCCAACGCUGCCUAUGUAAUUCGACAAACUUUAAUCGAGGAAGGACCCAAAGGUUUAUUUAGAGGAUUUUGGGCUAUUGCAGCAAGAGAUUCACCCUUCAUGGUGAUCCUCCUUGUGUCUUACGAAAAUUUCAAAGCAUUCCAUCAUCGCUCUGUGCGAGAAGCCCUUGAAAAGACGAGAGAAUACCGUAUGAAGCAGCACGGUGUGGUGGCAGGAGCAGCAUUUGAAGAACUUGAGGCGGAUAUUCCAACCAUGCGUAGUAUUUUGUAUGGUGGUAUUAGUGGUUCCCUUGCAGGUUAUUUUACAACCCCUAUGGAUGUACUUCGUACACGAGUGAUUGCACAAAAGGCUACAUCUAAUGCCAUGAGUGUGAUGGAUAUGUCAAAAUAUAUGGUCGCUAAAGCAUGGUCUGAACCUAACGCUAGUUCCUUCAAGAAAUCCAUCAAUACCUGCAACGCCUUCUUCGUAGGAGCAGUGCCCCGAAGUGUCUGGUGGUUUGGUAUCUGCGGCAUCUUUUUCCCCACUUAUGAAACCUUGAAAUCUCUGAUGAAUAACUAGACAUGUUUUUUUUUAUACCGCUGUUUUUAUUUAUUUAUUUGCAUACCCUACAUAAAUAGAUCUCCCCGUACAUAACACCACAAUUUACACAUAAACAACAUCCUCAUUUGUACCAAGCACCUCAAAAAUAAAAUAAAAAUAGUGACAUACAAUGCUAUUUUGCAUUGAAAGCUUUUUUUAAUGCCAAAUAAUAUAAUGUCCCUCAAAUAAGCACUCACACAACGAAAUCAAAUACUUUUGAGUUUAUUGCAGC
Molecule: messenger RNA, 1265 nt
Organism: Mucor mucedo
Lineage: Eukaryota; Fungi; Mucoromycota; Mucoromycetes; Mucorales; Mucoraceae
Product: mitochondrial carrier domain-containing protein
Exons: 3
Coding region: 44-1012 (322 amino acids)
Source: RefSeq, a predicted model, not a curated record